Messenger RNA from Aureobasidium vineae, 4220 nucleotides. NCBI's taxonomy places the organism in Eukaryota, Fungi, Ascomycota, Dothideomycetes, Dothideales, Saccotheciaceae. The record is from the annotation of a GenBank genome assembly.
CACAUGUUGCUGGCGGUGACAAUGUCAUGGACUUUCUCAAGUCGUGCUGGACCAAUCUACAAGCUGUAGGGCAACGAAUUAAGGGGCUGAUUGAUCUCAAAGNNGAAGGAUACUCGUCCAUCGACUACCUCAUCUAUAAUCACCCGGACGCGACGCAGGGCCAAAAAAGCGAUUGGGAUGAUCAGGAACAGCGAAAUGAACUCUUACUGGGGUUGCGACAGCGGCGGGUGCUGGUGCAGUCAGCCGUGCAGCAGAAGAAGGUCUGCGUCUUUGGAGGCUUCCAGGCCGCAGACGAAUACAUGAAAGAGCUGGGAUGGCAGGGGCGACUCGAGGCGGCCGCCCUGACACGCGCUAACAGCGACCCCAAAGUCGUCAUGCAGAACCAACACAUCUUCAGCAUGUUUCUUGCCGCCGUCGAGGCUUCGCUGUCUAUUUCUUUGUCGCAGCUGUGUGGUGCGAUCCGUGUUGGCCAUAUGACGUGGCUCCUCCCGACCGAGGGCGACCACCAACUGCUGUCCCUUCGCGCGCAAAUGACCAGCCAGGGCACUCUUGCUCUCCUUCCGCACGCAAACAACACUGGUUUGUCUAUUGCAUCCGAUACCGACGGCGCCAACAUCAUACUCGCUCCUUCGGGUACCCCUGCCAUCGUCGCAUCCNCCCUGGACCUUCCAGACUACCAUGACGGCGCAUCGUCAUAUCAAGCUCGCAGAGAAGCGCGUAUGCGCCUCAGUCGUCGCGCAAAACAUGACAACUGGAAGAGCUUGGCCGCGACAAAGUUGGAACAAUCAAAUCUACCACAUGAUGAUUCUUGGUUGAGAGUUAGUGUGCGUUCAUCCACCUCUCAAGAUCAGGUUGAAUGUUUAUGGCCUGGCNCCCUGUGCUUGGAAAUACCUUCACGCCAAACGCCACCUUCCAUAGAUCGGACCGACAGUAUGCACUGGUUCGACUCAAAAGACCCGUACCAAAACCCUCUGGACUCUGCUGAAACUUGGUUUCUCGGACAGGAAGAGCGUCUAAACCAGGAACAAAAGACUCGGCAGGCUGAANAAGAUAAGGAAACUGCUGCCAACAAUCCGCCCGACGAAGUAAUACCUGACCAUCUGUCUGUUACAUCACCCAUAUACUCUCGCAGCGUGCAAGAUCAGAUCAGCGUCAAUGGCAUAUAUCCGACACCCNCUGACGCCAUACCACCAAUUAUCUGCUCGGACCCAUCCAUACCUAAUGUCAUAGUCUCUGACAACCCUAUCGAAACAUUACCUGGCUUACCCGAGGAUACCCAAGACCAAGACCAAGUUCAGGAUCAGGAUCAUGACAUGAGAAGAAGUAGCAAUACCUCGGAUAUCGACCUCGACACCGAACAUUAUCGCAAAGGAAGCACUGAUGAUCUGUUCGGAGACGCUGACGAAGAGAUAUUUGAGAAUCCUGGUGUGACGGACGCUGACUUUAACUUCUUCGAUAAUCCCGGAGGAGUCAAUGCAAUGUCUUCGAUCACUGGCCCGCUCGAGGAAAUGACAGAUGCAAUACCUGAUCCCACGCCAAAACCCGAAGCUGUUGUGCUCCAACCACAAUCUGAUGUUGUAGAGCCCGAGGAGGACGUGCCGUUGGAGCUCGCCGGAAAUCAGGAAACGGAGAAAGAGGAUCCAGAUGUCAAGAUAGAAGACGUGACCGAAGAGAUUGUCUCGACUCCACCUCUGAAUCCAUUAAAGAUCAAGCAAAGACUUUUGCCAGAAGAGCAAGGAGAAACGAAUGUUCCUGGCUUGCGACGCGACAGCACGUUCUUGCCUGUGGUAUUCAAAGGCGAUCUCUCCAAUUUUGACGCCAAAUACAGAGCCCUUGGCAAAUUCGACAGUCGAUUCAGCAAGAAGGAAGGUACUACCAUCAGAUCUAACAGCAUCGCACUUCCUGAAAAGCCUCUCAGAACACGCACCUUUAACCCGCUGUCUCGAAGGCGAGCCACGGUGGCUGAGGCCAAAUUUACGCCUCGGGAUGACGAUAUGUCGCAGCGAGAUUCUGAGUCUGAGACCAGCCAGAAUUCAGACUCGGAGAGUAUGUCGUCUGUGGAAGGGAGUCUUCGGUCGCUUGACAUCAGAAAAAGGAAGCGGGGUUCUGCUGAUGAAGGUCCAACUCCGAGAUUGCUUGCUGAAUCCGUUGUUGAGAGCGACGUGGAAAGCGUCAUGUCUGACGCAACAGCCAUGGCUGAUCCUGGACCCGUCAUUGAUCAAUUGGUUGCCGCGAGAGAGUCGCAGAACCGUGUCACAGAGCAGCAGCACAAGUUCUCUGACAACCUUACAAUCUGGAGGACACCAUGCAAAUCUUUACCACCAAGUCAAGAUUUGAGCAUCUGGCCUGUCCUCGACUUUACCGCAGACAAUCUGGUUGAUAUAGCUCAACUUGUUGCUGAACAGAGCACAUUCGCUGAGACUUCCAAGCUUGAUUCUCCGGAUGGUCCCACAGUUGCUUCUCCUGUCUACUCUACCGCUCAAGAUGCGCUGCGACAAGUGUUCGAAAAGGCCCAAGACUGUGACUUUGCCAGAGUCGGUGCAAUGGCUGCUCAUCAUGCCGAACAAGCCAUUGCAGCUGCUGCGAAAACUCAGCAACGUCCUGUGCCGCGGCGGCCUGGCGGCGUCAACUCUGUCAUCACGAUACCCGCGCCAGCCGUCCACGUCCGUCGAGCAGGACAAGGAUGGGAGCUACAGCCGACUGCCAUCAACUUCUGGGACACCCUCGGUCUAGAACCUGCAAAUGGACCAAAAGAUAUCGCAGCCUUUGCUCUAUAUCCCGACAGUGGUGUCAUGGGUGAAGCUGUCGCCGACUUCCUCCAAGACAUUCGUCUGGCGUACGAAACUCGCAAGUUUGGCAAGCACUAUAUCGGUGGCGAGACUGGAGAACAUGAAGAUGGGCUGAUGCCAUACCGCUCACAUGGCGAGGCAUCGGUUGUCAAUGUGUUGCAAGGCAUGCAGACGGCUUGCAACGCGCUUGGCGACUUGCUCCACGAUGCCGAUCUUGAAGACACCAUUGUCAUCUACAUGAUCAACCCCUUCCAAAACGAGACCAUGGUCAAAUAUUUGUGUGGCUGCUUUCAAGCAUUGCUCAUAGCCUACUUUUCGGAUCGCGAAGACCCGCCUCCACUGAUCUUGCAGAUUGUCCCUAUGAGCUGUAUUGCAUGUCCAACUGCAAUGAUCGUGCCAGACCAGACUUGGCUAAACUCGCUUGCCUCUUUUGUCUACGACAGAGUGCCUCUAGACCACAGCACCAAUCACAAUUCCCUCUGGCCUGCAAACCCGUCUCCCAGUAUCCACCUCGUCACCCCUCCAAGCCGCAAGAUUAACUUUGCACUCUCAGAACGCACGCCGCGGAAUCUGCUGGAGGAAGCUCAGGUCUUGCAUGUCGCUUAUGCGAUUAAUGCAGACAACAGCUGGUUAAGCGCCGCAUGGACAAACAACACAGGCACACACCACCACAAAGCAUCCUACUGCCUCAGCAACACGGACGGCAGAAUCAUUCUCACAGAAGUGCGCGAUACGACAUUGAGUCUAUGCCGCAAUUCCCCUCAUCGCAUCUUUGUCGCCCGCGCGGGCGUCAUGCGCGACUGGGAAAAACGCAUAUGGCGCGAGAAACCUGCUGAACAGUGGAGUAUUGCUUUGUUGGAUGUAGAUGUGUGUCCUGCAUUGCAGGUGUGCGCCAACAACGAUGGCAAUGCGUUUGGGGUACAAGGAUUCAUGACGCCAGCACCUACACCCCAAGCUUCCACUUUUACGUCCCCAGAAGCGGGGGAUACCAAACCUUCUACCCCUGCUGGCGAAACACCGAAUCCUGAGUUGCAGCUGCAGACCACAGAUCCUGAUGCUUUCCUCGUCGACUCCACAGACGAGACUUGGGGUAUCUUGAUGCCGUUUUCGUGUACACGGUCUUCUACCCUUUCUCGCCCUCUAGCUUCUGGUUUGUUACUUGAACGCGGUGCUGCAGAUUCGUUGCACAAUCUUCCGGCUUUGGCGGUGGAUCUUAUGGAUGUGGUGCCCCCGCGCAUCCCCGAUGGAGUGGUUUCUUGGUUAGGACAAAGGGCGCCAGAGACUGUCCUUAAAGAGACUAUGGUGUGGUUUAGGGGACUGGGUUUGCUUGGGAAGUUGAGAGGUGUUGGGAAUGGGCAGGGGAACGGGAACAUACCUUGGCAUUUGAGGAUUGCGAUGAUGGGUGCUGAUGCGCUGCAAGGGUUCUUGGAG